UCGAAGCCGCAGACGGACGCUGGCUCCCUGGGAGCAUCGAUGCACUACCCCGCCACAGUAGCGGAGUUGACUGGUUGCGAGAGUAGCUGAAGAUCUGGUUGUGUUUAAAGGAGCGGCGACACGGCGGGACUAUGGCCGUCGAAGAGGAGGGUCUCCGUGUUUUCCAGAGCGUUAAAAUCAAAAUAGGGGAAGCCAAAAACAUCCCUCCCUACCCCGGGCCAAACAAGAUGAGAGACUGCUACUGCACCGUCAACCUGGAUCAGGAAGAGGUUUUCAACCAGAUCAUCGAGAAGUCACUUUGUCCGUUCUAUGGGGAGGACUUCUACUGUGAGAUCCCUCGGAGCUUCAGACACCUCUCCUUCUACAUAUUCGACAGGGACGUUUUCAGAAGAGACUCCAGCAUCGGUAAGGUAGCAGUACAGAAGGAAGACCUCCAGAAGUACCACGCUAAAGACACCUGGUUCCCCCUGCAGCCGGUCAGUGCGGAUUCAGAAGUCCAGGGUAAGGUUCACUUGGAGCUGCGUCUGAGUGAGGUCAUCACAGACACCGGAGCUGUCUGCCAUAAACUAGCAACCAGGGUGUUGGAGUGUCAGGGUCUGCCGAUCGUCAACGGACAGUGUGAUCCAUAUGCUGCUGUCUCCUUGCUGGGCCCAUCCAGGUCGGAGGCGAAGAAGACGAAGGUGAAGAGGAAGACCAACAACCCUCAGUUUGACGAGGUGUUCUACUUCGAGGUUACUCGACCACUCAGCUACACCAAGCGGCACUUUGAUGUAGAAGAGGAGGAUGUGGAUAAACUGGCGUUGAGAGUUGACCUAUGGAACGCCAGCAACCUCAAGUUUGGAGACGAGUUUCUGGGCGGAGUUCGUGUUCCUCUCAAGGUGCUGGGGCCGAACGGGGUCCAUGAAGCUUGGUACUUCCUGCAGCCCAGGGAGGGAGGGGGCAGGGUGGUGAAGGUGGAGGAGUUGGGGUCUCUCCGUCUGAACAUCGUCUACACCGAGGACCACGUGUUCUCCUCCGACCGGUACAACCCCCUCAGGGAACUCCUGCUGCGCUCUGCUAGCAUACAGCCUGUGUCUGUUUCGGCAGCUCACAUCCUAGGGGAAGUGUGUCGGGAGAAACAGGAAGCUGCCGUCCCUUUGGUGCGUCUCUUCCUCCACAGCGGGAAGGUCCUCCCGUUCCUCAGUGCCAUCGCACAGGCCGAGGUCAACCGCACGCAGGACCCCAACACCAUCUUCAGGGGAAACUCUCUGACGUCUAAAUGCAUCGACGAGACCAUGAAGCUGGCGGGCAUGCACUACCUUCAGGUCACACUGAAGCCCAUCAUAGACGAGAUCUGUACGGAUCACAAGCCGUGUGAAAUCGACCCGGUCCGACUCAAGGAAUCAGAGAACCUCGACACGAACCGGGAGAACCUGCGUGCGUACGUGGACCGUAUCUUCUCCGUCAUCACAGCCUCCGGUGUUCGCUGUCCAACUGUGAUGUGUGACAUCUUCUUCUCUCUAAGGGAGUCCGCAGCAUCCCGUUUCCAAGAUGAGGAGGUGCGCUACACGGCGGUCAGCAGCUUCAUCUUCCUCCGGUUCUUCGCUCCGGCGAUCCUCUCUCCAAACCUCUUCCAGCUCCGCCCUCAUCACCCUGACCCAGCGACCUCCAGGACUCUGACUCUGAUCUCCAAGACCAUCCAGACUCUUGGUAGUCUGUCCAAGUCCAAAUCUGCCAGUUUUAAGGAGUCCUACAUGGCGGCGUUUUAUGAGUUCUUCAACGAGCAGAAGUAUGGAGACGCUGUGAAGAAUUUCCUGGAGCUGAUCUCGUCGUCUGGACACUGGGACCAGAAGAGCAUCGAGUCUCCCAUCAUGCUGAAGGAGGGGGUGAUGAUCAAGCGGGCGCAGGGGAGGAACCGCUUUGGGAUCAAGAACUUCAAGAAGCGCUGGUUCCGUCUGACCAACCAUGAGCUCACCUACCACAAAUCCAAAGGAGAGGGCGCUCUGUGCAGCAUCCCCAUGGAGAACAUCCUAGCAGUAGAGCGACUAGAGGAAGAGUCUUUCAAGAUGAAAAACAUGUUCCAGGUGGUGCAGCCCGAGCGCGCGCUCUACAUCCAGGCCAACAACUGCGUGGAGGCCCGGGACUGGAUGGACAUCCUCACCAAGGUCAGCCACUGCAACCGCAAGCGGCUGUCCACGUACCACCCCUCGGCCUACCUCAACGGGCACUGGCUCUGCUGCCGCCUGUCGGCUGACACGGCCCCAGGGUGUACGCCCUGCACCGGGGGUCUACCAGACAACAUCCAGCUGGAUGUGGAUGGAGACCGCGAGACGGAGCGAAUCUACUCUCUGUUCAGCUGCUACAUGAGCAAGCUGGUCAAGAUGCAAGAGGCAUGUGGCAGUAGGUCCGUGUACGACGGGCCCGAGCAGGACGAGUACUCCAGCUUCCUGAUCGACGAGCCCCAGGAGACCUACCAGACCCUGAAGCUGGUGGUGUCGGCCGUGCAGACGCUGGAGCAGAGGCACACACAGUACCGCCGGGAUCAGUUCAAGAAGACCAAGAUCGGCAGCCAGGAACAUCCGAUCGGAGACAAAAGCUUCCAAUGCUACAUCACCCAGCAGUCAGAGAGCACCACCUACUCAAUCUAAGCCCUGCCCACUCCACAUAAGCUCCACCCCUGUGGAAGAUUACCACGACGACCGAGACCAGCAGGAUUUCUUUCAUUGAAGAAAGACAGCAUUCAUUUUAACAACUUACUUACUCCAGUGUUUUAAAAUGUUAUUUUUCACAAAAAAGAAGACGAGGAAAAGCUUCACAAUAGCAGCUCUUGAAGCUACAAACUGUUUGACUUUUAUCACUUAUUUCCCAUUGGGAGAGGGGAGCAUUUUUUUAGACCCCAUGAUACAAGUGGUCGGAAGGGAGAACCUCUUUACUACGCACUUUACUAGCUGUCCUAAACCACAGGACGACACGCCUCGCUCACACCUUUCUGAGAAAAAAUGUAGUUUUAUUUGUCCUUGUUUUUGAAUAUUUUGUACUGAUAUUAAUGUUUAUUUCUUUGUAUUGGAAGUCUCACAGACCAAACCCACGACGGAAGGACUCUAUUUCCCAGGUUUCAACCUUCUCAGGAAGGAGAGGAGAGGCUGCCAUGACAGUUUUUGGGACCAAUGCUAAUGCACAUUUUUGACAUUCUUCUGCCCGUCUUUAAAGAUUUUUCCAGAGCACCCCAAAAUAAAUUCGGGGGGACUCAGCACCCCCCAAAUCCCCCUGUAUUUCUCACACUGGCUGUUAGCAUCCCAGCGGUGCCGCCUGAACUUCCCUUGACCCUUAGGAUCACUGUGCUAAUAUGCUAAUCAGUGGUUGGAUUCUGAGUUCAAUCUUAAAUCAGAAGCACCCACAGGCAUUGUCCGUUUCUGCAGAAGGACUCGCGUUAGUUUGAACCUGCUCUGUUUUCGCAAACCUCAGACAGUACAGUACUCUGAACCUAUCAGACGGUACCAUAUCCCUGUCAGAUCUUAUGGAACCCUAACCCUUUGAAGAAUUACAUACCCUGACCCUUUCAAAAAGUACAGUACCUAUAUCCUCUCAGAUGGUACUCUAAACCUAUCAGACAGGACGAUACCCUUAAACUAUGAAGAUGAUAUCCUAACCCUAUUAGACAGUUCUAUCCCCUAACCCUAAACUAGUGUUGUUCCUACGGCAGACUUGUGACAUUAUUCCAGUGAGUGAAAGUAAUUCCCAGCAGUGCCAAACAGUCCAGCUCUCCUGCUUCUCAUUCUCUACAAUGAUCUGGGACCUUUUCAACCACUCUGACCCCUCAUGUUUCUAGGUUUCUGUGGGGUUUCAGCAAAUUGGUUUAAUUCAGGGUUAGAGGUUUCAACCCUACUGUUGAGAUAAGAUAGUUCCUUAUUAAUCCCAGACGGUAAAUCACAAUGAAGCCUCUUGUCCUCCUCUCCCUCCUUAGUAAUAUUUUUAACAAAGUCACCUUUCCUGUUUGCAGGAACAUCUGCCAAAUAACUCCUUCGAAGCUGAUGUCCGCUAGCGACAAACUGAUCUCUCCGUUAGGGUAGUUUCAACAGCUGAUACCUGCAUGGGCGUUGAUGUCCACUAGAGAGCGUAGUUUCUCCAGCUGAUACCUGCAGAGUAGUUGAUCUCCACUACCCUGCGUACUUUCACUAGCUGAUACCCUCAGGGUUGUUGAUCUCCACUCGAGAUCGUCGUUUCACCAGCUAAUACAUUCAGGGUCAUUAUUCUCCACAAGAGAGGGUAGUUUCAUCAGCUGAUACCUGCAAGUUCGUUGAUCUCUACUAGAUGGCGUAGUUGCACCAGAUGAUACCUGCAGGGUCGUUAUUCUACACUAGAAAGCGUAGUUUAACUAUCUGAUGCCCAAGAGGGUCGUCAGUAUUUGCUAGAGAGGCUAAAGGUGAGCGUAUUACUACCUUUACUGCCAACCCUGGUAUACUUACGUCUCAAACGCGACCAUAAUGAACAUUUCAUAUUUUUAAUACCUCCUAAAACAUAGUAGCUGAAAGAGUGUUGUGAGCUGUGUGUCUGCUAACGAUCUAAUGAGAUGGUGCUAGACUAUCCCCGAUAUUCUAGGAUGAUCUCACUAGAUGAGAAGAUGAAGAUCCUGAUUCAACUACUAAAGGGAGAACAGCGUUUUUUGUAUUCUAUAUUUUGAAAGUAUUAAAAUAAGAAAUAUGUACAUAAACUGUGUAAUGAAACUUCAUGACAAUGAAGUUGAUAACAAUGUAUGUCACAUGGUGUAUUAUUUUUACUAUCUCUCUCUAUCAGAAUACUCUAUUUACUUAUUCGAGGUUUCGGAGUGCGUGUGUUUGUGUGUGUGUU
This is a messenger RNA of Gadus chalcogrammus (walleye pollock), 4827 nucleotides long. It is a transcript of the gene rasa3, whose product is annotated as RAS p21 protein activator 3. Gene Ontology annotation, biological process: intracellular signal transduction; regulation of GTPase activity. Lineage: Eukaryota; Metazoa; Chordata; Actinopteri; Gadiformes; Gadidae. The record is from RefSeq and is a predicted model, not a curated record.